Pomacea canaliculata is the source of this 2849-nucleotide messenger RNA. RefSeq names its product cell division cycle protein 16 homolog. NCBI's taxonomy places the organism in Eukaryota, Metazoa, Mollusca, Gastropoda, Architaenioglossa, Ampullariidae. Bases 407 to 2047 code for a protein of 546 amino acids. Gene Ontology annotation, biological process: cell division. Gene Ontology annotation, molecular function: protein binding. The transcript is spliced from 17 exons. The record is from RefSeq and is a predicted model, not a curated record.
UCUAAGUAUUAUGCUAUUGUGCUUGUGGUACAAAUAGCACAAGUAGUGAGACCACUUUUUGGGGUGUUAUAUAUUAAGUCGAUUGCGACAGAAUUUGUGUAUUUAAAGAGGAUGUGCAGAACACACACACACAUAUACGAUUGGUAUGCUAUCUGGGGAAGCGGAUAGCCGAGUGAUUAGAGAGCCUGUUAUCGCGCUGGUUCAAUUCUCGCGGGAAUGGGUACCUGACUCCUCAGAGGGUUGGGGAAGGUAAGGCAGUGAGGUAGAGGAGAUGGACACCAGCUGGCCUCGAGAAAAGCGAGGUCUCUAACACCUCACCCCCAAACGACCUGAAAAGCACCACUAUGAAUCGGCACUAUUUUGGGCAGAUAAGGUAGUGUCACUUUCAGGAGGUGCUUUGGAGGACAUGUACUGGUAUGCCCAGACUUUGUAUCACACAGGCCAGUUUCACAGAGCAGCCACAUUAUUGUGCAGUAGAAAAUUAGAUAAGCACUAUGCUGCAUGCAGAUAUUUAGCAGCAAAAUGUCAUUUUGAGUGCAGGGAGUGGCAGGAAGCGUUGAACAUUCUUGACAUGGCUGAUACAUCCCUGGCUCGUUCAUCCAUUCUCAAUAUGAGCAUCAGCCAAAGCUUUGUAGACCAAGACAGUAGUCUUCCUGUUAAAGGGAUAAAUAGCUCAAUCAGUCUACUGAGAGGGCGAAUAUAUGAGGCCAUGGACAAUCGUGGUCUGGCAGCUGAUUGUUUCCGAAGGGCACUGCAGCAGGAUGUUUACUGCUUUGAGGCUUUGGAUCUUCUUGUCAGUCAUCAUAUGCUUACUGCACAAGAAGAAAUGGACCUGCUGAAUUCUCUUCCAUUGACAGUGUGCUGUGGUGAAGAAGAAAUGGAGCUAGUCAGAUUUUUGUAUGAAAACAGGCUUAAAAAGUACAAUAAACCAGGCAAGCAAGAGGUGCCAGAAAGUCUAAGUUUACUCAAGAACAAUAUGGAUGUGGUGGUGAAUCUAGCAGAGAGGAAUUAUUACAACUGUGAUUUCCAGGAAUGUUUUCAAAUAACCAGCAGCGUUCUUAGCAAAGAUCCAUACCACAGUCAAUGUCUUCCACUUCAUAUAGCAGCUUUAGUAGAGCUAAAGAAAUCCAAUGCUCUUUUUUACCUAGGCCACAAGUUGAUUGACUUUUACCCCAAUAAACCAGUGUCAUGGUUUGCAGUCGGAUGUUAUUACUUGCUCACCAAAAAUUAUGAACCAGCCAGACGCUACUUAAGCAAAGCAACAAGCCUAGAGAAAACGUUUGGACCAGCAUGGCUGGCAUAUGGACAUUCAUUUGCUGCUGACAAUGAACAUGAUCAAGCCAUGGCAGCUUACUUCACUGCAUCUCAGAUUAUGAAGGGGUGUCACUUACCUGUUCUCUACAUAGGUUUGGAAUAUGGUCUUACCAGUAAUGCCAAAUUAGCAGAGCGGUUCUUCAGUCUUGCCAAAAGCAUUGCACCUGAUGACCCUUUUGUUUUACAUGAAAUGGGUGUCAUUGCCUUCCAGAACCAGGACUGGCAUGAGGCUGAGAGAUACUUCAAAGAAGCUCUGAAUCGUGUACAAAGUGUACCAUACCAGAACAUGCCAGACAAGUGGGAGGCACUGCUGAACAACUUGGGGCAUGUUGCACGUAAACUCAAAAAGUAUGAUGAAGCACUGGAAUAUCACAGACAGGCAGAACUUCUGUUACCUCAGAAUCCCUCCACUUAUGCUGCCAUUGCUUAUGUGCAUUCAUUAACAGGAGACAAUGAACAGGCUGUGGAUUAUUUCCACAAGGCUCUAGGACUUCGCAGAGAGGAUGCAUUUUCCACUACAAUGCUGGGGAGUGUUAUUGAAGCCCUAAUGGUAGAGGUGACGCCUUGUGACUUUCCAGAUGAAGAUUCUGAAGCAUUUGGUUCAACCAAGCUGCCGCUACCACCAUUACCACUACAGAGAGGUUUUGUGGACCUUGACAGCCAGUCUUGCCUUGUCUCACCAAGCGAUCGCUCCUCUAGCAUGGCUAUAGAAGAGGUUGAAAUGGAUGACUGAUGUUUGAUGCUUCCUGAAGUGAGAACCUUUGACUGUUGGUGGUUACCCUCAAGUGUUCCUAUCAAGAUACACUUCCAUCAUUGCAGAUAUUAAAGGAAACCACAUGUUAAAAGUGAACAAUAAGCACCAUUGUUCAAGUAACAAGACUAUGGUCUAAAACUGCCGGUGUUGUCACACUUACUGCCUGUAAUCAUGAAUAUGUUGAACAUGGAGAUGGUGUUUUUGAACUUUAAGUGAUAUUUCUGUUGCUACUCUCUACACAAGCACUUGACACUCUCACAUUAUGCUGCUUCAUGUCUACAAGUCCACUGUUAUCGCUGCAUUUAUUGGGGUGCUUGUGUAAGGGUGUGGUCACCAGUGAACAUUUUGGAAACUUCUCUCCUUCAUCAACCUUUCAAGACUUUUAGACUUUAUAACAGUUGUGUGUUCAUGACAUGGUCGCAAGUGUACAUAAAUAUCUGAAUUGUUGCUACAAGCAGGAUGUAACUGCAUAAACAAAGUCUUCCUGUUACUUUCUUGUCACCUGUAACUGAUGGUGGUGUUACCUGAUAAAACUGUGAUGGAUUGUAGAUAAUGUUUAUUCCGCUACACUUAGUACAUGCUGCCAACCUAACGUUUCUUUAGUCUGCUUGUACUGCUUCUCCACCUGCUCUGCUGUCCACCCAUAUAAUUGUCCUAGAAGCAUGCUAGUAAAUUUAUGCUCAUUCAUGCACCCUGAACACUCUUCCUAUAUGACACAAAUAUCUUAAUGCUUAAAUAAGUUGCCAGACAAGACUUGAGCUUUAAAGAACGGAAAGUCUGA